Molecule: messenger RNA, 1122 nt
Organism: Bactrocera tryoni
Lineage: Eukaryota; Metazoa; Arthropoda; Insecta; Diptera; Tephritidae
Product: pickpocket protein 28-like
Exons: 6
Coding region: 1-1122 (373 amino acids)
Biological process (GO): sodium ion transmembrane transport
Cellular component (GO): membrane
Molecular function (GO): ligand-gated sodium channel activity
Source: RefSeq, a predicted model, not a curated record
AUGCGCAUUUCUGCCGAAGAUCGUUUGGUGCAAUUGAAACCAAAAUUCACGCCCGAAAAGCCGAAAGUGUCCGUACGUCCAAAACAUAAAAGUAGUGAUUGCUCCAGCGAGGAAAUAGAGGAUGAUCAUUUCUGUUCCAAGGAGGCUGCAAAAAAAAUUAACCUUAAAACUGUGCCGGGAGCGUCGGUUUUAAAAUCCCACUAUAAAACCCGUAAUAGUUUACUUUCGCCUGGACUUGAGACCAAAACUCGCAUACUACUCGAAAAGAUCGAGUGGAAAAAAAUUUUCUUCAUUGCAAAUUGUGUGCUCGUUUUUGGUGCGAGUGUACUUUUCGUCUGCUUGGUUGCUCAGAAAUGGUCAUACUCGCCAACAAUAAUCAGCAUCAACCCCGUACCCAGUUACGUUACCGGCUAUCCAUUUCCUGCUGUGACCAUAUGCAAUAUGAACCAAGCGCUCAGGAGCAAGGUAUCGAAGUUCUCUAAAUCCUCCAUGGAAUAUUCAUUUGUAAAAUUUCUGUGUCGCUCGGACCCAAAUAUUACAGUACUGAAUGCCAUUAAGGAUUGGAGUUUCAUUAGUAAUUUUGCUGUAAAUACAUCGCAAUCUUGUGAGAGAAUGCUUCUUAAAUGUAAUUUUGGUGGCGUUGAAUACAAUUGUACAGAACUUUUUCAUCCAGUUAUAUUGGACGAGGGAUUGUGCUGCACAUUCAAUUCACUGGAUCAGGUCGACAAAUUUACAAAUAUUUCAACAAAGUUUAAUUAUAGCAAAACAUAUCCACCAAACGUCAAGCCCGGUGAUUGGUCUUUGGAAAAUGGCUAUCAGAACCCUCUACCCAAAUACUAUUCACCAAUGACGGCCGUCGGCUCUGGACAAACGCUCGGGUUAAAUAUUAUUUUAAACGUAGAGAAAGAUGAAUAUUAUUGUUCGUCAGGGAAUAGUGUAGGUUUCAAAGUCGCAUUAGACAACCCCGAAGAAGAGCCAAACAUGUCGGAAUCUGCUUUACUACUUGCGCCAGGUCUUAAGUCAUCGAUUCGCAUUAUACCCACACAUGAAGAAGCAGAUCGAAAAUUACGCAUUUUGAGUCGGAACGGAAGUUAUCAAUAUUUUCGCAUUAUUCAUACGUGA